AUAGCGACCGCAGCGAUUACCGUAGCAACCAUGGCUGAGAGCAAGGAACCUGUUACAAAAGCAUCUUUAAAACAACAGGUGGAAGCGUUAAGGGAGCCUAUCUCAGAAUAAAAAGUGGAGGAAACCCUGGAUGAAGUGCCAACCCAUAACAGGGGUCACACAUUCACACAAUUUGGAAAUGCUGGGGGAGGAAACUGGAGUACCCAGAGGAAAUCCCUGACGCAUGGGGAGAACAUGCAAACACCACACACACAGGGCAGAGGCGGGAUUCAAACCCCCAACCAUGGAGGUGCGAGACACUCAAAUGCAGUUCUUCAGACAGAGAACGAGAUUUUUGAGAGCUUCCUCAGUCGGCUGGAUUCUCUCAGCCUGGACUCACAGCUUGCGCUACCCCAGUCUAAGAAGGGAGCGGGUCAGAGAGGCAGAUUCGAAAGAUGCAGACCGUCUCAGAAGCCACCGAGACUCCUGAAUCAGGAACAGAAGUAUUGCAUUGCCAUGUGUGAGAUGGAAGAGACCAGAAAAGAGCUGGAGCAGUACAGAAUAAGUUUAGCAAGAAAUGCCGAGUACUAUAAGGCUGCUAUAGAGGACUCUGAAAUGCGGCUGGCAGAAAUUAAGAGGGAGAGACAUCACUUUGAAGAGUUUGUUGAUAAAAUUCGACAGACAACCUGGGUUCGGGAACAGAGGGCACAGAAGGUCAUCGGGUACAUCGAGCGUAAAAUUAAAGCAAAGGAAACUCUGACAGAGAGGAUGCAUAGGAGGAACAAGUUUCUGCAGAUGCAAAACUUGAAGCAGCAGCGCAUGGUGCAUCAGAAGGAACAGAUGCAAGAGACACCGAGCUGGGUUGACUUAGAGCACCUGAAGCAAAUGAACACCCAGUGCCAGAGGCGUCUGCAAAAGUUCCAAGAGCAGCUGCUAAGUCAAAGAAUGCUGGUUCGAAAGAGUCGGCAAAGCCUGAACAUUUACAAGGAGCGUCUCAAGAAGGAAAUGCAGGAGUCGGAGUCGCUGAGCAGAAAAAUCGCCUCACAUGAGGAAAGGCUGUCGAAGAUCAGAGAGAAACAGCAGAAGGUCGAGAAGGAGCGAGUUCAGGCUGAGGCUCUGAACAAGAAGCUGAAAGCCCAGUUGGCUAAUUUCCGCGUCCCUGAUGUCAUGAAAUAUGUCGAGGCCAAAGCCACGAAUGAUCGGCUCAGGCAGACCGUCAAAUCCUUGGAGCGCAAAGCGAGGGUUGCUGAGAUGGCAUUGAAGACUAAGAAAAAGAGUCCAGAAGAAUCAUCAGGCUGCAGUAGGAGCAGUGACCACUAAUCCAUGAUGACCAUAACCUAGGACUGCACGAUUAUGGCCAAAAUGAUAAUCCUGAUUAUUUUGAUCAAUAUUGAGAUCUCGAUUAUUUAUCAUGAUUAUUAAUUGAUUUUAGUGUCAACAUAUGUUUAUUGCACUUUCACAUUUAUUAAGUUUUCUCAUGCCACAAUAUAACACACAAGUAGGCAUGUGAAAACUUGAGCUGGUCAAUUAUGACAGAAUUUAGGAACAUAGUGUGAGCCAUGACAAAUUAAUUUACCUUCUGAUAAACUAAAUGUAAUAUUUUCAGUUAAUUUUACAGACUGUAUGCAAAAAACAACCGUUAACCUGUUCCACCUUGUAAACAAAUACAAUAAACAUCAAUGUUCAGUGCUUGAAUCUACACUAUUAGACAUUUUCCACUGUCAUGGUUCUGGGCUGGAGUCAGUUCUCGAACCGCUCUGUGUAUAUUGUGUAUAUAUCUGAAUAAUCUCAUAUAGGAUGUGAUUGGGUGAGUUCAUUUACCCAUCAGAUGGGAAGCGCUUUAGUUUAAUGGUGUUCAUUACUGACACUCCGAUCAGGAUUUUUACGACUGAUACCGAUCCAGAUACCAAUCUUUUUUUGUUUAAACUUUAAUCAGGAGUUCUGUCAUAAACAGUUAAAUGUAAGCUCUCUGCUCAUGGUCACUGUUAAUUGAAUUAAAAUAAUAGCAAUGAGAUACUGUUGGUUAAUUGAUACACAAGGAUAAAAUAUUUAUUUUUAAAAUAUCUUAAAAACAAUCAAGAGUCCUAAUUAAAAGUAGACUAACACAAAAAUGAUCCAUAUUAGGAAAAAGGCUAAUAGCUUUCUAAUGAAAUAGCUUACUAAGCUUAAUGUCAAAUUGAUAUUAAAUGCAACCCAUAGUAAUUAAACAUU
Messenger RNA from Ictalurus furcatus (blue catfish), 2190 nucleotides. RefSeq names its product coiled-coil domain containing 113 (gene cfap263). The record is from RefSeq and is a predicted model, not a curated record. Bases 235 to 1299 code for a protein of 354 amino acids. NCBI's taxonomy places the organism in Eukaryota, Metazoa, Chordata, Actinopteri, Siluriformes, Ictaluridae. The transcript is spliced from 9 exons. Gene Ontology annotation, biological process: cilium assembly. Gene Ontology annotation, cellular component: ciliary basal body; axoneme.